AUGAUGCCUUUCUCAGCCAAGGACAGACAGCAGGAGCCCAAGAACUGGAAAUGGGCAGAGGUGUAUCAAGAAGUCUGGUGCUACGACGACUGCCACCUCUACAACGCCCACCCCUCCUUUGCAGAUGGGCUGAACUGUGAAAGUGGCCAAGAGUACCACGAUUGCUCCAAGCACUCAGAAAUGACAUUCAGGAGCAUGUCAUCCCCUGGCUCGAUGUUCUCCUUUCCUCCGGAGGCUCCGUGUGUCUUUCAUCCCCUGAUGGGGUGGACUGGAGGUUUGACUUCAGGGUGGGUUUUUUAG
Molecule: messenger RNA, 300 nt
Organism: Podarcis lilfordi (Lilford's wall lizard)
Lineage: Eukaryota; Metazoa; Chordata; Lepidosauria; Squamata; Lacertidae
Source: the annotation of a GenBank genome assembly